AUGCGGGCACUGAUUUUGUACGAGUCCAACGGCGUAACCGACCAGGCUGAGGCCGAGAAGCAGUACGAGGACUCUUGCCGCGUGUACCAGGCAUCCAGCCCUGACGAGGUGGCCCUGGUGCAGUGGACCGAAAGAGUGGGCCUGACGCUGGUGGGCCGCGACCAGUCUUCCAUGCAGCUGAGGACCCCUGGUGACCAGAUCCUGAACUUCACCAUUCUGCAGCUCUUCCCGUUCACCUACGAGAGCAAGCGCAUGGGCAUCAUCGUGAGGGAUGAGUCAACGGGCGAGAUUACGUUUUACAUGAAGGGGGCGGAUGUUGUCAUGGCAGGCAUCGUGCAGUACAAUGACUGGCUAGAGGAAGAGUGUGGCAACAUGGCCCGGGAAGGGCUGCGAGUGCUCGUGGUAGCCAAGAAGUCUCUGGCAGAGGAGCAGUACCAGGACUUUGAGGCCCGCUAUGUGCAAGCCAAGCUGAGUGUACACGACCGCUCACUCAAGGUGGCCACGGUGAUCGAAAGCCUGGAGAUGGAGAUGGAGCUGUUAUGCUUGACCGGGGUGGAGGACCAGCUGCAAGCCGACGUGCGGCCCACCCUGGAGACCCUGAGGAACGCCGGCAUCAAGGUUUGGAUGCUGACCGGGGACAAGCUGGAGACUGCUACAUGCACAGCGAAAAACGCCCACCUGGUGACCAGAAACCAGGAUAUUCAUGUCUUCCGGCUGGUGACCAACCGAGGCGAAGCCCACCUGGAGCUGAAUGCCUUCCGCCGGAAGCACGACUGUGCCCUGGUCAUCUCUGGGGACUCCCUGGAGGUUUGCCUCAAGUACUACGAAUAUGAGUUCAUGGAGCUGGCCUGCCAGUGUCCGGCCGUGGUCUGCUGCCGCUGCGCCCCCACCCAGAAAGCCCAGAUUGUACGCCUGCUACAGGAGCGCACUGGAAAGCUCACCUGUGCUGUAGGUGACGGGGGCAAUGACGUCAGCAUGAUCCAGGAGUCCGACUGCGGUGUGGGCGUGGAAGGCAAGGAGGGGAAACAGGCUUCGCUGGCGGCCGACUUCUCCAUCACGCAGUUCAAGCAUCUUGGCCGCUUACUCAUGGUGCAUGGUCGGAACAGCUACAAGCGGUCGGCGGCCCUCAGCCAGUUCGUGAUCCACAGGAGCCUGUGCAUCAGCACCAUGCAGGCCGUCUUCUCCUCCGUGUUCUACUUCGCCUCUGUUCCUCUCUAUCAAGGAUUCCUCAUCAUCGGGUACUCUACCAUCUACACUAUGUUUCCUGUGUUCUCCCUGGUCCUGGACAAAGAUGUCAAGUCUGAAGUUGCCAUGCUGUAUCCCGAACUCUACAAGGACCUCCUCAAGGGACGGCCAUUGUCCUACAAGACUUUCUUAAUAUGGGUUUUAAUCAGCAUCUACCAAGGGAGUACCAUCAUGUACGGGGCACUGCUGCUCUUCGAGUCGGAGUUCGUGCACAUCGUGGCCAUCUCCUUCACAUCGCUCAUCCUCACCGAGCUGCUCAUGGUGGCGCUCACCAUCCAGACGUGGCACUGGCUCAUGACCGUGGCCGAGCUGCUCAGCCUCGCCUGCUACAUUGCGUCCCUGGUGUUCCUUCACGAGUUCAUCGAUGUGUACUUCAUAGCCACGCUGUCAUUCCUGUGGAAGGUGUCUGUCAUCACGCUGGUCAGCUGUCUCCCCCUCUACGUCCUCAAGUACCUGCGAAGGCGGUUCUCCCCGCCCAGCUACUCGAAGCUCACGUCCUAGCCUGGGCACUCAGCAGAGGGGACCAUGGUCUCCGUGCUUCCUGGAUGGCUCGAGUUCAAGUUCUGCUCCCGUUCCCGCCCCUCCGUUGGUUUUGCAGUGUUUGCUGACACGUGCAGUUUUUUGGUGUGCUGGGGCUCCGCACUGACAAGGGCCUGGCACCCUGUAAACAGAGGGAGGUUCCUGACGGGUGCCCCACCCCCACUGCCAGCACCCCCAGAUGAUCAGCAAUGAAUGUGAAAACACCACGGCGGGGGCUCAGUUGUGAGACUGAG
Ochotona princeps (American pika) is the source of this 2018-nucleotide messenger RNA. RefSeq names its product probable phospholipid-transporting ATPase IIA. The transcript is spliced from 2 exons. The record is from RefSeq and is a predicted model, not a curated record. Gene Ontology annotation, molecular function: magnesium ion binding; ATPase-coupled intramembrane lipid carrier activity; ATP hydrolysis activity. Gene Ontology annotation, cellular component: plasma membrane; endosome; trans-Golgi network. Bases 1 to 1746 code for a protein of 581 amino acids. NCBI's taxonomy places the organism in Eukaryota, Metazoa, Chordata, Mammalia, Lagomorpha, Ochotonidae. Gene Ontology annotation, biological process: retrograde vesicle-mediated transport, Golgi to endoplasmic reticulum; phospholipid translocation; endocytosis.